GAGGCAGCAACUUCUUCCUCUUCUUCUUCCACGAGUGACACACGAAUAAAAGACGACUGCAAAUUUUAACAUGCAUGUCAUUUAGCUGUCUAAUUAAGUAAAAAUGUUUAACAGGAGAGUUGAGCGUGCCGCUGAAGCCUGCUCGAAGGAAGAAAAAGUCAGCAGAAAGAUUUCUGUUAACGACUGUCGCGGUAAAAACCAGCAGCAGACUGAAUUUAUACUGGAAACCAGAGGUCUGGACUUCAAUGGCUUUCUGCAACUUCUGCGCCAGGUAUUUAGAAUCCAUGCACAUGAAACAUUUGUGUUGGUCACGACGGACAGAACCGUCCUGGAUUUUGACCGAUUUGAGGAGCUUCAGGAUGGCAGCACCCUCAACUUGUUUCAAGGGAAGGCCCAAGCUCAGUCAGCGGCAAUGGAGGAGCGAAUCACAUUUGAACCUCAUUAUGAUACAUUGAUUCGGAGCGGCAUGGAAGAGUACUACUCAAGUCAGGGCGAGAAACCAUUACCGUACGCACUUGCUGAGCUGAUCGACAACGCCCUCUCAGCCACGGCUAAAAACACAGGAGCGAGGACAAUAGAGAUACAGAUGGUGUUCGAUGAAAACGUUGGGAAACCCGCAGUGAUUGUUUUAGAUAACGGGUGCGGGAUGACUUCUAAACAACUCAAAAACUGGGCAGUGUACAGACUCUCGAAGUUUAUCAGAGAAAACGGAUCAUUUGGAAGUGAGCAAGAGGAUUAUGUCCGGCCUGAUCCUGUCCCGCGUAGUCUCAACAGUGAUAUAUCCUACUUUGGCGUCGGAGGAAAACAAGCCAUUUUCUAUAUUGGAGACUCAGUCAGGAUGAUCACUAAACCAGUCGGCUCCCCAGAUGUUCAUGAGCUGGUUCUGUCAAAAGCGGAGUUUAAGAGAAAAGAGCAGAACAAAGAGGAGAUUUACAGCACGAACAUUAGACACAGGAAGCCCGGUGACUCCUCACAUGUGAAUAAAGCCGAUGAGCGCUUUCUUCACACCCUUAUUGCCGAGGAACGUGGAAAGGAAAGCUUCACAGCCGUGGUCAUUUCAGGAGUCUUUCCGGAGCAUUUCAUCUUUCUGAGAAGGGAGUUUGAAGUGUGGACCAGACAGCUAGCCCACAUAUAUCACUAUUAUAUUCAUGGAGUCAAUGGAAACGACUUGAGAAACAGCUCUACAAACUCAGAUCAUCUCCCUACAAUUGACAUACUGAUCUCUCUGCGCGAAAAACCUCCCAGAUGUCCCCGUACGAUUAAUCUCCGGGAGGUUGACAACGACAUGCAGACUCUGUACAUAUCUUCUGCUGUGGACACCUUUGAGUUUAAAGCUGAACAAAACGGUGGCAUGAUCGACGGAGUCAUUCGCUAUCAUCCUUUCCUCUAUGACAGGGAGACUUACCCUCAGGACCCCUAUGCCGAGCAAGCCUCUUCUGAUGAUAACGAAAAUAAUGAGUCUGGAGACGUGCAGCAGGCGAGAGAGAAAAGGCCGAUAUUUCAGUGUUUCUGGAAUGGGCGGCUCAUACCGUACACAACUGUCGCUGAGUUUGACUGGUGUACGCCCAGCAAAGGAGCAAAGGAGAUUCCAGAGUGUUACAGUCGAAUUUCAGGGGUGCUUUUCACCGACGACAAUUUCAAAGUCAGCACAAACAAGCUCACUUUCAUGGAUCUGGAGCAGAAACUGAAGAAUAAGGACACAAUCUUCAUACACGUUGUUAACGGACAGAAACAAAGAAGUCACAUUCAGAAGGAGUUUACUCAGUGGCUAAGAAAGUGUCACGAGAAUUGGGACAAGCAAAUUGAGUACCGGGGCUACAAGGAGACCAUAACGCGAACAGAUUUGCCAAAGAAAGUGCAGUAUCCCUGGGCGACAUUCUCCUCCAUCGAGUGGGACGGCAAAAUUUACAAGAAAGGCCAACUUGUGAAAACUCAGAAAACUCAGCCCAUUAUGUACGGUAGCGUGGUUCGGUUUUUGCUGUACGGAAAACAUGACGGAGAUAUUUUUGCCACAGGGGGACAGGUUGAGUUGGCUUUGGAACCCAAAGCAUUUCACGACACGAUCAAGACCAUACCCAUUUUCAAGAUUGACAAGACUGCCUCUAAUGAAGCCAUCAAGAAACACAUUGACAAUGACUUCGCCAGGCUUCCAGUGACUCUGAAGGUUAAUUGGCCGAAUGAUGAGCAGUGGCCAAAUAAUGCUGUUCGUCCAGCUGGGAGCAUUAUUGGGGAUCUGCAAAUCCAAAUUCUAAACAAGAAGGGAGAGCCGAUAACCGUGUUUCCAUCGGUGGGCCAGGGAACAGGGAAAAAACUGAGUAUUGUGCUCAAAGUCACCCAUCAUGGUCCUAAAGGGAAUCAAGACGUUAUGUGUUACGUUGCCCCGCCUUCUGCACAUUGGGGUUACUGUUCAAAUUACGUGGAACUGACCCAGCUGGGGAAGUAUACGCUGUCCCUGCUCACCAUAAUAAAAGAAAGUGAUGCCACCUCCUUUGGCGGCAAAGAGCUUCCAAGUUACAAACUCAACUUUACCGUCACAGAGGGUAGCGCUGAGACAUUCGUUAUGGGUACAGUGAGCCCCACUGCUCGCAUUGGAGUGCCAUUUAACAUUCCUCUGCUGAUAAAAGACGGUUAUGACCACUCAGUGACGCCUCCUCCUGAUCUGCAGCCUGAACUCAAAUGCAGUGGCCUGGACCUGAGUUACGAGACAGUGGACAGCAGUGGGACCACGCUCACCAUCAAAGGCGUCAAAGCAAUCGCAAAAGUCCGGAAUUACCAACAAUCAAAGACAUUUGAUGUUGAAGUGACCGUGCCUGGCUUGAAAAACACAGGGACUUUCAAGAUCAGUCUUCUUCCUGGUAAUCCGCAUUUCCUUCAUGUGACGCCAGAAGAAAACCCAUUAUCAGUUGAGAAUGGAAACUCUGUCACGUUCAAUGUUGAAAUUCGUGACGUGGGUGGAAACAUCACUGCUAAUCCCAGACAGACCGUUCGCUGCCAGAUCACGGGGUUUCCACCAGUGACAGCGGACUGCAGCACCACAGGAGCUGGACAGCUUGUGACAAAACCCAUAGACCUGAAAAUAGUCAUGGGAGAACCACAGUAUCUCAAAGUUCAUUUUGAUAUGCCUAGUCAGAAGAAGGUCGAGUUGGUCAUGAGGGAGCUGAAGGUCGUGCCGGGAACAAGAGUCGCCCGCAUGGAGCUCUGCAGUGAGGAUGAGAGUUUGGUGCUGAGGAACAAUGAGAAAAUAGAGUGGCUGGCUGGAGGCUUGAUGGAGAACCUGUUCUACAAACUGUAUGAUGAGGCGAAUAGAGAGGUGCCUCCGAGUGCAGAAAUAGCCUCCAAGAUCAAGGUUAACUGGACAGGAGACUUGAAUCUGGAAGAUUUGGUCCAGGGGAAGCUGCCCGACAUACAGGUGCCCACGCAGGUGCAGGUACAGGCAGAGCGUUUCUACCAGGUGGCCUACCAGGACCAGAGUGUGUCUGUCUCCUUCAGCAUAGUGCCUCAUCCAGAUAUACCAGCGCGGCUGAAAGCAACGUUAAUCCAGAGCGCAGUGAAGCUUGGUGAAAUCCUACCUGGAAACAUCAAUUUGGAGCUCAUGGACCAGUAUGAUAACGUAACCAAGAUGCUCACACCCACCUGUAUGAAUCACAUGACCGUGGAAGCGGAAGGUUUGGACAAAUCAUCCAUUGUCUUUAAAUGGCAGGAUUUCAGCAAGUCUGUUCUGGUUACUGGGGUGCGUUUCCAGUCUGGCACUCCUGGCCGCAGGGAGAUAUGCUUCAGCUAUAAGACCUUUGUGGAGCGCGUCAUGGUUAAAGUGACCGCUGGCGUCCCUGCAGAGCUUAAACUGGUCAGCGGGCCAAAGCAGCCUUUGCAGGUGUUGAAUGACAAAGGCAUCCCCACGCCGUUCGUUGUCCAGCUGUGUGACGAGUGGGGAAACCCCUGUCAGGACAAGAGGGUGGUGGUAGAAUUGAAGUCUUCACCCCUGUCACUGAAGGUGACGACAGCUGCUAUUUCAAAACCUGUGAAUGAAGAAGGGAAAGCCUCUUUCACUGUUAACAGUCUGAGCGGACCAAAGGGGUACUAUCAGCUCGACUUUAAAGGUUCCCUCAACCAGAAACCCAUCCCUGGUCCAUCAGUGAAUCUUACUGUCAUCCCCGAUCCCACCAAACCUGUGAGCCUGACAGUGGAGUAUAACACCAAAGCCACGUUUCCUGCCGGAGGCAUCUUUCCAGUCUUCUUGGUGACCGUGGUGUCUGAUGAAGGAAGCCUGAUUACGACUUUUAACCCUGCUGCUGUGUCCAUGUUCCUGUGGGAGGUAACGCAAGAAGAAAGAACGCCUCCAAAAUCGGCCACUGAGCUGAAGUGUAGUAAACCCUUGGAGAUGGAGAGGAAAGACUGUUUUUACUUCAGAGAUAAAAAUAUCCCAGAACAGGUUGGAAGGUACAUCAUCCAGUUUUCUUUGCGAAUAGACAAAGCAAAAGUCCUGUACAGUAAACAGAUUCUCAUAAAUGUGCUGGCCAAUCGACCAGACAGACUGGGACCUGACUUGAGGCCAACAGCCCCAGUUGUUUUCUACAGUAACGCCAUUGCCCAGAGAACUUUGGUGGAGAAUAUGACUCUGAGGAUAAUGGACUCACAUGGAAACCCAGCAGGGAAGGAACUGAACGGGAAUGUAGUCGUAACUAUAAGAAACACGACUGGAGAUCACAACAAACGGCUCCCUCUGUUUGAAGACCAAACCAACAGCUUGGAAAUUAGCUUGGUACAAGGAAAGGCCCACAUCCCUAGGCUGGCUAUCAUGGAGAACAGCCCCGGUGAGCAUGGAAGUGAAUACAUGCUUGUCUUCACACCUGAAGUGUUUCUCACGCCGCUGGCUCCUUUUGAGCUCUCCUUCCGCUUUUACAAUGAUGCAGAGAACCAGCAGAAAAUGGCUGAGCUGUCUAGGAAGAAAGAUAAGCUCAUUGCUGAUGUUGCUGCAUGCAAAGACAUCUUGACUGCAAAUACCGAGUUACAUCAAAUGCUGAAGGAUCUUAAAAACAGUGCCAGUCAAAAAGAGGCAGCCCUUCGAAAGGAGCUGUUAGGGAGGAAUAUGAGAACAGGACAAACUAUCCCAGAAAUUGAAAGACUCAUGAGGGAAAAGAGAAUUGAAUUCGACAUGAUUCGAAAUCAGCCCAGAAGAGUUUGCUCUAUCCCUGAUCACUUCAGGGGGCAGCAGGAUGUUUUGGGAAAGGUUGGCCACCUGGCCUUUGUGCAGGAUGAUGAUGCAGCUCGGGUUAUCUCCUGGCAUAUCAGGGCUGACAUGGACUGUGUCAUCACCACAACGGACACAGCAGCAAAGAGGAUCUUUCACAGCACCCAAGGCAGGCAGCAGGUCAUGCCCCUCGAUGGUGUUUAUGUGAAACCAGGUGCAAGUUCGCUGCCGCACAGAAGAGAUGGCGGCAUGCUCUUUAAUCCUCCUGGGAACCCCGUCCUCGCCACAGAUCUCCUGAUUUACACCGGCGACGAUGAGAGCUGUAAAAAAGCUUUUAAAAACAUCCUCGGAGACACUAUAGUGAUUGAUGACCUCGACUCUGCUACCACGUACAGAAAGAUGGUGACGCAGCAUAAAAUGUUCUGUCCCACCAUCCUGACCAGGCAGGGCGAUAGGGUCAGUGGCAAGGGAAAGUAUGGAGGCACACAGAACAAAGCCCCACCGAUGAACGCACUGCAAGUGUUUGGAGCCCCCCUCCCACAGCGUUACGACGCUCUUUGUAAACACCUAGAGCUGCUCGGUGAGCACCGCAGAGCUCUGCAGAAGAGGGACGAGACAGCAAAGGAACUUGAAGAUCACUUGACAAAUAUGAGGUCUCCUGAAAUGCUGCAAAAGGAAGAAGAAAAAAAGGAGAAGGAGAAACAGCUGGAAGAGAUUGAAAGACAACUUGCAUCAGAAAGACCAGUGAAACGGGGGCUUGAGGCUGCUGGGGAGCCAUCUGGCAUCAUGUCAAAGAGAGCAAAGCAGUGAUCCAAACAGCCCGAAAGUUUGAGCAUGAACCGCUUUGGCUUUUAAAAAAAAUAUCAUUGUUAUUAUUAUUAUUAUUAUUAUUA
Molecule: messenger RNA, 6081 nt
Organism: Plectropomus leopardus (leopard coralgrouper)
Lineage: Eukaryota; Metazoa; Chordata; Actinopteri; Perciformes; Serranidae
Source: RefSeq, a predicted model, not a curated record